AAACAAAAACCCUCACUUCUACCAGAGACCACGUCGGAGCGUUACCAUGGCAACAAACCCAUCGAUGAAUCUCUGAUCCCCACUCUUCUCACGGAUCGAUGAUCUCUGUCAUCGACACAGUGGACGUGAAGCUGGCUGUUGGACGCGGCUCAGAGUGAGAGCUCUGUCCCUCUGUGUCCUCUCUGUCCUCGGGGCUCGCGUCUCAGGUCUCCCGGGGGUCUCUCACGGAUCCGACCCCCCGCCUCGCCCGGAGACUCUCCCCCAGGAACACAGCAUGACCCGGGCCUGGCUGCUGUGGCUCCUGGCCCCCGGGCUCCUGGCCCCCGGGCUCCUGGCCCCCGGGCUCCUGGCGGCCGCGGCCCGGCUCUACACGGAGGACGACCCGCUGGUGAUCCUGGGCAGCAGCAGCCUGAAGCCGGCCGUCAGCAACUCGUCCUCGGCCUGGCUGCUGCAGUUCUACUCGUCGUGGUGCGGACACUGUGUCCAGUUCUCCGGCUCCUGGAAGAGUCUGGCUCUGGACGUCAAAGACUGGCAGCAGGCCAUCAGUGUGGCCGUACUCGAUUGUGCUCAGGAGGAAAACUUUGACGUCUGUAAAGAGUACGGCAUCAAGUUCUACCCAACAUUCAAGUAUUUUCGAGCUCACGCUGCAGCGACUGACAGAGGAACAACCCACAUAGGUGCAGACAGACAGAUCCAGUCAGUGAGACAGUUGAUGGUGGACAUCCUGCAGAACCACACCAGACUGGACUGGCCUGAUCACUGUCCACCGCUAGAACCAUACAGCUCUGUGGAGCUGCUGCCUCUUUUAGGUCAAAGGUCAGAUCACUACACGGCCGUCAUCACAGAGGAACCAGGGUCGUACGUUGGACGAGAGGUGAUCCUGGACCUGCUGCAGUUCUCAGGUGUGGAGGUCAAGAGAGCUCUCAGCACGGAUCUCCCCCUGCUGGACGCUCUGAAGAUCACAACCUUUCCCUCCAUCUACCUGCUACAGCCCAACGGCACACACACACACCUGCACGUUGAGAAGCGUCUGCGUUUCUUCUUCUCCUCUCUGCUGAAGACGUUACCCGGAGUUCAGCGCAGGUUGAAGUCACACGGCAGCCCUUCCAGUGCUGGCCAGAUGGGGGCGCUGGCAGACGGACAGAGCACAGAGCCCUGGAGAGACUUCAGCAGGUCGACGGUGUACUCAGCUGAUCUGGAGUCAGCUCUACACUACCUGCUGAGAGUCGAACUGGCUACCCAUAAUUCUCUAGAGGGGGAGGAGCUGAAGGUUUUCAAGGACUUUGUCACUUUGGUUUCUAAGUUGUAUCCUGGUCGGGGUUCGGUGGUGAAGCUAAUGGAGACUCUCUCUGAUUGGCUGCUCAGUUUACCGCUGCAGCGAAUCCCCUACCAGGCCGUCCUUGAUUUGGUGGACAACAAGAUGAGGAUCUCGGGUGUAUUCUUGGGGGCGGAGCUUCGAUGGGUUGGUUGUCAGGGCAGCAGGGCGGGGCUACGAGGUUACCCAUGUUCCCUGUGGACUCUGUUUCACGUCCUGACCGUCCAACACGAGGCCACGCCCACCGCUCUGGAGAACACAGGUCUGGAGAGCGAGGCGGCCCCGGUGCUGCAGGUGAUGCGUCGCUACAUCAGGACGUUCUUCGGCUGCGAGCAGUGCGGCCGACACUUUGAGGAGGCGGCGUCCGUCAGUCUGGACGCCGUGACGGGCGCCGGGCAGCAGGUCCUGUGGCUGUGGAACCAACACAACAUGGUCAACGACCGACUGGCAGGCUCUCUGAGUGACGACCCCCUCUUCCCUAAAGCUCCUUGGCCGAGCCCAGUCCUCUGUGCUUCCUGUCACGAGGAGAAAGACGGCGUCCAUGUCUGGAACCAGGACAACGUCCUCCGCUUCCUUCGACGUCACUACGGUGCGUCCCACCUGUCCCCCAAAUACACCCUCGCCCUCCCACGACCCCCCGCUCCUCCCGAAAACCCCAAUCCCGAUCCGGUUUGGAGCGCUCAGCCACAGGAUGGGCGCCGAGACGGAGACAGGAAAGAGGAGGAGUCUGGACCCGCACACGGGGAGGACAGGAGCGAGGAGCCAGGCCACAGGAAGGGGGGAGGCGGGAGAGGAGGGGGGAUGUGGAUCCUGGGUCUGGGCUUCAACAGUGUCGACAUGAGUCUGUGUGUCGUCCUCUAUGUUUUCUCCUGCCUCUUCCUCAUGCUGCUCUUCUUCUUCUUCAAAGUUCGCUCCCGGAGGUGGAAGCUACGAUACUCCCGCCUCCACGUCUGACCUGAACCAGAUCCAUCCAGACCGGACCGGGUUUGGUUCAGGCAGAACCACACAGGUUUAAUACAGGUUCAGUUCAAGGCUGGAAGUUCAGGGCGUCUCUGCUCUGAGCACGAAGUCGACAUUAAAGGUUCAGGCUGAACCGGACCUGGACCUGGACCUGGACCUGGACCUGGACCUGGACCUGGACCUGGACCUGGACCUGGACCUGGACCUGGACCAGGACCUGGACCCUCUCCUCUGGCUGUUCGAUGUGAGAGGAUCAGAUGUGGAACUAGGUCUGGACUUGUUGCCUUUAAGGACUCAAUUUUAAAUCCGGUCUUGGCUCUUAAGAUCUGGAUUCAGACCGGAUCUGAGACCUGGUGUAUUUUACCUGGACCCAGACCUUUAGGAACAAGGACUCUGAGAGAACAGACUGGUUCUAAGUUCACUUAAUGCCAAACUCGCCUGUUCUGAGGCUCCGCCCCCUGGUGUAUGUGUCACUGUCAAACAUUGAGCCGCUUGAACGAUGACUGGAUUCGUUUUAUUGAUCUGUUUAUUUUUUACUGCUGCAGGUUUUUGUUUUGGUGGAUUUGGCACCACCUUGUGUUCGGUGAUUUUUGAAAUGUAAAUAUUAAAAGUUUAGAUUUUUAAUGUUAUAAGUUUUUAAAUGAGGGACAUUGAAAUGAUUAACCUGAACAAAUAUGACUCGUGUAGAAACAUCAGUGACAACAAUUUUAAUUCAAUUUUGUUGAUAAUUUUCUGUUCAUGUCGUUUUCAAACUGACUUCAAUUGUUAACUAUUUUUUAAUAAACAAGAUGAAUAAAAGAUAAUUGUUUGUGUUUAGAGGAAAACGUUGAAGAUAGAAGAAAAAAACAAAAGUGAAUGAAUGAGAUGAAAAAUACAUUUUAAUGAUCAAAUUCAAACUUUAAAUUUUGUGUUCUAGAUUCGAAGAUCUGUUUCUUCAACUGCUGUUACCAUGGUUACCAUUAAUUAAAUGUAUUUUUUCAGUUUU
This is a messenger RNA of Limanda limanda (common dab), 3260 nucleotides long. It is a transcript of the gene qsox2, whose product is annotated as quiescin Q6 sulfhydryl oxidase 2. The transcript is spliced from 12 exons. Gene Ontology annotation, cellular component: Golgi membrane. The coding region runs from base 275 to 2269 and encodes 664 amino acids. The record is from RefSeq and is a predicted model, not a curated record. Gene Ontology annotation, molecular function: protein disulfide isomerase activity; flavin-dependent sulfhydryl oxidase activity. NCBI's taxonomy places the organism in Eukaryota, Metazoa, Chordata, Actinopteri, Pleuronectiformes, Pleuronectidae. Gene Ontology annotation, biological process: protein folding.